CAGCGUGGUGUUGCUGCAAGUCGUAGUGCCGCUGAACUCAUCUCUGUUACUGUUUCACGAUCCAGUCCACCAUUUGCUUUUCAUUUCACCGUUUCUGCUGUCACUCUUUCGUGACCAAAAAAAAAAAAAAGAAGUAACAUGGCUGGCUCGCCGGUGAAAGCCGCAAUUCAGGAGCUGUUGUACAGUUUGCUUUCACUCAACUUCUUUCGAACAAAUAAAUUCAGAAUUGGAUUGCUAGAAGAUUUAAGGAUUGUGCUGCAGUAUCUUACUGUGAUGGUCGAUGAAGCUGAGGAGAAGCAGAACAAAAACCCAGUUGUUAAACUGUGGCUGGACGAGCUUCAAGAUGUUGUCUACCACACAGAGGAUCUCGUGGAUGAGAUGUGCACUGAAAGUUUAAGACACAAGUUGGAUGCUGAGUCUCAGACCAAGUCAUCUAGUCUGGAAUGGAAUAUAAAGGUGAUAAAAAAGAUGGAGGAGAUUCUUGACAGGUUAGAAUUCUUUAUGGAGCAAGGAGAUGUACUUGGUUUGAAGGGAUUAGGAAUAAUAUCUGAUCCACAAAAGCGUUUUAGCAUGCCCAUAACUUCAUUUUUUUUGGUAGAUGAUCGUGAAGUGUUCUGUAGAGAUGCUGAUAAAGAUGCUAUUAUUAGUCUUUUGCUGUCUGAUGAUGUACAGAGUGAACACUUGUCUGUGAUUCCGAUAGUGGGCGAGGUUGGGGUUGGUAAGUCCACUCUUGCUCGGCUCGUUUACAAUAAUUGCAGAGUAAGUCAGCAUUUUGAGAUCAAGGCUUGGUACCCCGUUAAUCAUGAGAUGACAAAAGCAGUUUCUGAGUCGUUUAGUUUGCAGUCUUUGCAAGAGAGCCUUAAGGGAAAGAGAUUUCUUCUUGUUUUGGAUGAUGUGGGGAGUUUUAACUAUGCAGACUGGGAAUCCUUACAAUCUACUUUGAAAGGUGUUGCAAAUGGAAGUUGUGUUAUUGUAACUACACGCGAUUCAGAAGUUGCAUCCAAGAUUAGCACUGUAUGUACUUAUCAUAUAGAGUCAUUGUCAAAUGAACAAAGUUGGUUGAUGUUCACAAAAUUUGCUUUAGGAGACCAAAUGCUAAGUUCAUGUCCCGAAGUAGAAACCAUUGGCAGACAAAUUGUGCAGGAUUUUUUGGGCCUGCCAUUUGCAGUAAAAGCACUUGGGCUUCUCUUGCGCUCUAAGCCACAAGUUGAGGAGUGGAGAGUUGUAUUGGACCGCCUAAAGCAUUUUUCUUUACCUAGAGGAAUGAGUGGAGAUGGAAUUGAAUUAAGAAAGCGCUAUGAUGAACUUCCUGCACAGUUAAAGCGAUGCUUUGCAUAUUGUUCAAUAUUUCCCAAGGGUUAUGAAUUUGAGAAAGAGAAGUUGGUUCUUUUAUGGAUGGCAGAAGGUCUUCUGCAAAAUCGUGGAAAGGAAGAUGAUGGUAACAAGUGCUUUGAUGAAUUGUUAUCGGAGUCUUUUUUUCAACAAUCAAGUGCCAAUAAUUCACGUUUUCUGAUGCAUGAUCUUGUGGAUGAUUUGGCUGCUCAUCUGUCUUGGAAACAUUUUUUCAGAUUGGAGGAUAAUAAUUUGUCUCAUAUCUCUGUAAGUACCCUGUAUUUAUCUCUUUGUAGAGGCAAAUAUGAUUCCUCAGUGAUAUUUAAAAGUAUUGAUAAAGCCAAGUUUUUAAGGACAUUCUUGCCAUUAGAUCAUGAAUCAUGUCGAUUAAGUAGUAAUGAACUGCAGAAUAUGUUGUGCAAACUGCAAUUCCUACGUGUGCUUUCUUUAUCUCAUUAUCAUAUCACUGAGCUACCUGCUUCAAUAGGCAAUUUGAAACAUUUACGGUACAUUGAUCUCUCUCACACUGGAAUUAAGUCGUUACCUGAAUCAGUUUGUGCUCUAUGCAAUUUACAAACAUUCAUAUUGUCAAGUUGUCAUUCUCUCACCAAAUUGCCAGAAAACAUGUGGAGGCUUGUUAACUUGCGUCAUCUUGAUAUUAGUGGAACUGACAUAGAUGAGAUGCCAAAAAACUUGAGUAGAUUGAAAAAACUUCUAACACUGCCUUACUUUGUUGUGGGCAAAAGAAGUGGCUCAAUGCUUAAAGAGUUGGGAGGUCUUCGGGAUCUUCAUGGGACGCUUCACAUUUCAAAGUUGCAGAAUGUAGUCUCUGAAAAUGAUCCAGCUGGCGCCCGUUUGUUUACCAAGAAAUACCUUGAUGAGCUAGUGUUGGAAUGGAGUAACAACACUGUUGGUCAGGAAAAUGUGCUUGAAGCGCUACAGCCUAAUAGUAAACUGAAGAAGCUCAGCAUUAAUUUUUACUGUGGUACAAGAUUUCCAAAUUGGGUGGGGCAUAUGCUAUUCUCUGGCAUGGUUUCCCUACGUCUCAGCAACUGCAACAAUUGCUCAUCCUUGCCACCACUUGGACAGCUACCAUCGCUUGAAGUCCUCAUUAUUGAAUGGAUGGAUGCAGUGAAAAGCGUGGGUCCUGAAUUCUGUGGGAUGGAUAAGCCAUUUAAGUCUUUGAAGACUCUAACAUUUGAGGGGAUGUUGGAAUGGGAAGAAUGGGUUUCAUUUGAAGUUGGAGGUGGAGAAUUCCCUAGCUUAAUUGAGCUUUGUAUAAGGAGAUGCCCCAAGCUGAAGGGAAACUUACCCAAGCAACUUUCUUCUGUAGUAAAAGUUGAGAUUUCUGAAUCUCAGGAACUUGUGACUACAAUUAUGACAGAGGCAUCAUUACACAAAAGGACUUUACAUUAUCAGGACAAGGUUCUGCUCAUAAGUGAAGAUAAAGUUGCCUCAUUCUUGGAGCAAAUGACUAUCUUUACAUAUAAAGGUGCCACAGAAUCCUCAUUGCCCAUGACUACUCCAAAUAUUAGGGAUGAAGCUGAUGUUCCAACCAACAACUGGUCCAACCAAGGUAGACAGCAAGGCCUCUUAUCUUUUAAAAGUGUAAAAGUUUCUGGAAUAUCACAACUGAUGGGAGUUACUGGGUUAGACAGCCUCAAAAUUGAAGGAUGCGAUGCUCUGGAGUUCAUACCUGUAGAAGUGAUGACCAGAAACCCUUUUCUCCAACAUUUAUAUAUCAUUAAUUGCUGUUCUCUCAAGUCCUUUCCUGGGGGCCAUCCACUCACUGCCUUGAAGAUGCUUUAUAUCCAGAACUGCAAGAAAUUAGAGUUCCAGCUAAGUGCAAAGAGCACACACCAGUUUGCACUUCUUGAACAUUUGUGCAUAGGGAGUAGCUGUGAUUCUCUGAUAUUCCUCCCAUUAGACUUCUUUCUGGAGCUUAGAUUUCUUUCUAUCUGGGAUUGUGCAAAUCUGCAAUCCCUUUCAAUGCCAGAGGGAAUUGAGAAAGAUCUCACAUAUCUUGAGGCCUUGGAGAUCAGGGAUUGUCCUAAUCUGGUAUCCUUUCCAAAAGGAGGAUUGCGUGCCCCCAACCUGACAACCAUUUGGUUCUCCAAUUGCAAGAAUCUCAAGGAACUACCUGAUCAGUUCCACUCCCUCAACUCUCUCCAUUCAAUGUUUAUAAAUAAUUGCCCACAACUUGUAUCACUUUCAGGAUGGGGUUUGCCUUCCAAACUAAGUGUACUCUGUAUCACUUUUUGUGACAAACUCAUGCUUGGGAGGGAGUGGGGGUUGCAUAGGCUUGACUGUCUUAGUCGGUUAGAGAUUGAAGGUGGAUGUGAAAACAUAGUGUCAUUUCCAGAGGAGGAGUUACUGCCUAGCAAUCUCAAUUCUCUACGCAUCAGUGAACUUCUGAAUCUUGAAUAUCUGAACUACAAGGGGCUUCAACACCUUACUGCCCUUAAAACACUGGAAAUUAGCUGCUGUAACAAACUCAAGUCCUUGCCAGAAGAGGGACUUCCAUCCUCCCUGUCUUUUCUCUGCAUCAAUGAAUGCUCUUUGCUGAAACCAAAGCUUCAAAAUAAGAGGAAAAGAUUUGUCUCUUUCAUAGAGGCCGAUGAGGAAGUAAUCUCAUGAGCAAGUCUAGAAGAGCCCUUGUUUGAAGCAAUGAAAAUGCAAUUCAGAGAGGCCAACUUUGAAGACUUCUUGUGCCACCAGCAAUUGCUCAAGUUUCUACAUGUGUUCUUCUGCAGUUAUUCAUUUUUGCCUCCUACUUCAUGUUUUUGGUGCGUAUAUUUUGCCUUUGUGAUCAAUCAAUAGUAUCAAUAGUUUUUGCGGGUUUCCAUUUCCAUUUUGUUGAAGAAUUUAGCAUUGCUUCUAGGGAUUGAGAGGCUUCUCAUCAAAGUGUUCUUCUUAUAUGAGGGAGUUAUAUGGUUAGAAGAAGGCUCUUCAAAGAGUAUGGACUGGAUUUCUUUGAAAAAAUAUUUUGUAUAUUUUGGGUUUAGUGUAUAUAACUUAUAUGUGGCUUGAGUCUUUUUUUUUUUUUUGGUGUGUGAGUCAUUGUAUGUAAUGAGGUCUUGGAAUUGGAACUUGAGGUCUUCAUGAAAUUUUUUUUUUUUUAUUGAGAUUUAGAGUCAAAGGUGGGUGUGAUCACAUAUAAGUUGAUUUGAGCUUUUGAGGGUUUGUGAGUCUGUUUUAUAAGAGUGGGUUGAGUGUUUGUAAAUCAUAUUUAUAAUGGUGGAUAUCAACAUGUCUAAGUCCAGUAAAUUCUGUUGAGUUUAUCUACUUCCCAAAAGAAAAGUAGUCUCAGCUCAUCUCUUCAGCUCUCAUAGUCAUACUCAAGCAUAUAUGGUAGAGUAGAUUAACAUCCUAAUUUCACUGUGUGUGAAGGUUCAGCCGGUUUCCUUAAUUCCUUCUAAUAAAUAUCUUUUGAAGUGGGUAUUAUGUUUUCUGAGCUGCGAACUGCAGGUUCUGUUGCUCUUCUGUAAGACAUUAUUGUUCCAGUUCUCAAAUUUGUUGAAGCUGACAUAUAGAAUAGAUUUUUAGCUUGUUUUCUAAGUUCAGUGGCAAGCAUGUGUAAAAAUGUUAAGAAAGUCCCAAGUCCAUGAAAUUGAUGCUGACAUAUGCUAAUCUCUGAAAGUGUGAAAUUUUUUGUAAUUAUUAGACUUGAUGAUUGUCUUAGGCAGUGUAUUUGGAUGAGUA
Molecule: messenger RNA, 5034 nt
Organism: Quercus lobata
Lineage: Eukaryota; Viridiplantae; Streptophyta; Magnoliopsida; Fagales; Fagaceae
Product: putative disease resistance protein At3g14460
Exons: 2
Coding region: 139-3969 (1276 amino acids)
Molecular function (GO): ADP binding
Source: RefSeq, a predicted model, not a curated record